This is a messenger RNA of Talaromyces marneffei, 1569 nucleotides long. RefSeq lists its product as uncharacterized. Gene Ontology annotation, biological process: transmembrane transport. Lineage: Eukaryota; Fungi; Ascomycota; Eurotiomycetes; Eurotiales; Trichocomaceae. The coding region runs from base 1 to 1569 and encodes 522 amino acids. The record is from RefSeq and is a predicted model, not a curated record. The transcript is spliced from 6 exons. Gene Ontology annotation, molecular function: transmembrane transporter activity.
AUGUCGCACGAGAUGGAGAUCCCCGGGACGGUUAAACUCGUUGAUGUGGACCAUACAAUGGAAACUCGCCAUGCGAGUAAAAAUGGAGAUAUCGUUCUGGAUCCAACGCCAUCAAGUGACCCGAACGAUCCCCUCAACUGGUCUCCGCGCCGCAAACUGCUGUCGCUGAUCUGCCAGAAUCUAUACACCUGGUUCACGGGUAUCGCGGUGUCGACUGUUUAUUCUGUCCUUGUUCCUCUCUCAGAGGCAACGGGAGUAUCAACGGACACCUUGAAUCAAGGAACAGGAUACAUGUUCUUAUUCCUAGGUUGGAGUUUACUAUUCUGGCAGCCAUUUUCUUUGCGAUUUGGUAAACGUCUUACGUUUUUGAUUUCUAUCCUUGGAGGCAUUGGCACAUCGAUCUGGAGUGCAUAUGUAAAAACCAAUGGCGAAUGGAUAGCAAAGUGCAUCCUGAUGGGCUUUUUCAUUUCCCCAAUCGAAGCUCUUCCAGAAAUUUGUGUAACUGAUCUGUAUUUCACACAUGAACGAGGUACUUAUAUGGGCAUUUAUGCCUUGACCUUGGCAGGAAGUAAUUACUUUGCUCCGGUGAUAUGUGGAUUCAUCGCUGAGUACCAGGGAUGGAGAUGGGUAUUCUACUGGCCUGCUAUUUUCUUAGGGGCGACUUUUGUUUUUCUAGCCUUGUUCAUGGAAGAGACCAAUUACAAUCGGAAUACUGUGGCGAUGUCUCGAGAAGAACCUACAACCGGAGAAAAAUCAACCCCGGCCCCUCGGAUUACAGAAGGACAACAAAUCGACAAUGCACCAAAGUCAUUCGUUGCAAAAAUGUCAAUCGUAACAGCUAAUCCUGGUCAAAACAUGUUUAAACAUGCACUUCAAAGCCUGCGUUAUCUGGGCUGGCCGGUCAUCUUCUAUGCAGGAUUUUCAUACGGAUCUUAUCUGAUCUGGUUCAAUGUCCUCAACGCGACAGCAUCUAUUAUUCUGUCAGCUGCGCCCUACAAUUUUUCACCUUCGAUAGUUGGACUAAGUUACCUGUCAUGCUGCAUUGGCGUUAUCAUUGCAUCUCUUAUAUCUGGUAGGCUGAGCGACUGGCUAACCAUCAAGCUUGCGCGCCGUAACAAUGGCAUUAUGGAAGCCGAACAUCGCUUAUGGCCAUUUUCUAUUUGCGUGAUUGUAGUGCCAGCGUCUCUUAUACUUUGGGGUGUCGGAGCUCAGCAUGGAGUGCAUUGGUUUGGACUGAUAUUUGGAAUGGGCUCUCUGGCUUUUGUAUCGACAAUGGGCGUCACAUUGAGUGUCAACUACCUCAUUGACAGUUAUCAUGACAUUAGCACCGAUGGAAUCGUCACUGUUAUUCUCGUUCGCAAUACGAUGUCAUUUGCCAUCUCAUAUGGAAUCACACCCUGGUUGACAAAUCUCGGAUACCAAAACUGCUUCAUCUCGGCUGCAUUUAUUGGCAUGCUAGCUUCGUUAGUUUUCUUGGUGAUGAUCAAGUAUGGAAAAUUCUUGAGAACUAAAAGUGCUACUACAUACUGGAUGAUGGUCAACCGUGAUAAAGGCUGCGAGCACAAAUGA